UUUAUGCCAAAUGUAGGUAGGUAUGUAGAUUUAUUUUGUCACAAUACAACAGGUUAUAGAGUGAAAUUUAGUUUGUAACUUCCUUCUGCUACGUAGCAGACAACUUACAUCAAUAUAGAAGCAAUUAUUAAAAUUAUUAAAAAGGUCAGUGGAGCAGUGCUUAGCAUGAGUUAGAGUUUAAAAGCCUGAUAGCUUGGGGGGAAAAGCUGCUCUGUAUGUCGUGUCAAUUUAGAAUCGGCACUCAAAACCACAAAUGUCAAGGUGGAGCUAGAUAAGUUAGGGUAGUUCGCCUAAUGUCAAGGAAAUCCAUUCAGUAGCUGUUGAGAUAUUUCAGUCUGGACUAAUGCUGCCAGCAUGGCUUUAUACACUGUGCAUGUUUAAAUGUUUUGAAUAAAUCCAAGAUUUAAGAAACUAAGUUAAAUGCAAUCAACCUUUCAUCAUAAGUGUAAACUAGCAUACAUUUAACAACCAUAAGCCACCAGUAUGUUGUAGUUGAAAUAGAAACAUUAGCCAUAUCAGAAUUGUACUGCUGAUAAUACAAAUCCUAGAAUAAUGCUUCAGAGUUUUAAUUCAGAAUUUGGGCUUUGAAGUAGCUUGUGCUGUCAAUACAUUUUUGACAACACUCAAAACUCUUGUUCAUUCUAAUCUUCUUCAUCAGAACUCAGUGGGAAUACAGGUGUGAAUGUGUGAUAUCAAUUUUGGCCUGAUAUUGCCGUUAGAUAGUUAGGGGAAAUGUAUAUACACUUGCUUGUAUAUACGCGAUUUAUAUUUAUUAUGAUCAGCAAAUGUUUUCAAUCAAAGCUAUGUGAAAUUUGUGUUAAUGUGUUUAGCACACAUUAAACUCCCCAGUGAUCACUGCAAUUACAUCAUCGUGUGUGACAAGCAUAGACUGAAAAGGCGACAAGAGGCUCUCAGCUGCUCCUGUCAAAGCACAACGUGAGGAACAUUCAGUAGUGGUGAAACCACUGCAUUUAUACAGUAAGUAUAACUGAGACUUUAACAAUUUGGUUAAACAUACCUGCUUAUUGUUUCUUACCUACUUGUAAUCAUUUUGCAUCAUUUAUCACUGUGGAAAUCUCUGUUCUCUCAAUUGGUUCGGUGCUCUCAAAGUCAAAACCAACCCAGUUAACAAGAACUUGCAGCUGCAUGGUAACUGUUCACAGGAUCCAGCUGUGUAAUUUUUUUUUUAUUCGUCAAUCACUGAUACUGUCUGUUGGGUAAAUGGAAAACAGUACUUAUUUCAACCUCACCAUGUUUGUGAUAUUGAACAUUGGGAACUACCGCUACCCAGCAUUUGUCUUGUGUUUCAUGCUGUAUGCUUUUAUUAUCUCAGCUAAUCUCACUAUAAUAGUGGUAAUAUCACGAGAGAAAACUUUACAUGAGCCCAUGUAUAUUUUUAUUAUGUGUCUCUCUAUUAACUCUCUGUACGGCUCUGCUGGCUUCAUCUUCAGAUUUCUCAGAGACCUUGUGUCUGAUACUCAUUUGAUUUCACGAUCAGCUUGUUUCACUCAGAUCUAUGUCAUUUACACAUAUGCAUCCUACGAGCUCAGCAUUUUAGCCAUUAUGGCAUAUGAUCGGUAUGUUGCUGUAUGUCAACCUUUACAUUACCACAACAAAAUAACCUCCAAGGUGGUCUCUAAGUUGGUCGCCUUGGCAUGGAUCUAUCCAGUCAUUGCUGUUGCAACCCCUGUCUAUCUCGCCUCCAGACUUCCAUUGUGUGGCAAUAAGAUAUCAAAGGUCUUCUGUUCCAACUGGCCUGUUGUAAAACUGUCAUGUGUCACUACUGUGAUUAAUAACCUUGUUGGCAUGUUUAUGACCAUAAGCACCGUCUUUCUUCCCCUGGUUUUUGUCUUGUAUACAUAUGCACGAAUUUUCCUUGUUUCUAGGAAACGCUCCGCAGAGUUCAAAGGCAAAGUCAUACAAAGCUGUCUGCCACACAUUACUACAUUUGUCAAUUAUUCCAUUACUGUGUUUUGUGAUAUUGCUCUCAGCAGAACUAAUCUCGAAGAGCUGAAUCCAUUUCUAGCUGUCAUUUUAUCACUUGAGUUUGUUGUUAUUCCUCCCAUAGUAAAUCCUGUUGUGUAUGGCCUGAAGUUACCAGAAAUUAAAGUACGUAUCUUAAGAAUGUUAUCAUGCUCAAAACCUGACUAACAAACUAAACCUUAAAAAGAAAACCAACAUAAAAACCUGUGCAGCCUCUAUAAGAACCUGUUCUGAUCUAUACUCUUCUUUCAUCAUCACUCUAAAAUAUAUUUACACAACUGGCUGCAGCAAUGAUGUGUGUCAUAGUAAAGGGAGUGAAUACUUGUGCAAACAAUUACUUUUUUAAAAUCUCUAAUUUAAAUCAAUUUGUAGAUAUUUACUGUAAGUAAAUAUGUGUAAAAUGUAAGUAAGUUUCUUUCUGUUAAUCAAUUUAAAAAUAAUAAUAAUAAUAAUUUCCUCUGUAUUCAAUGUUGUAAGGAAUUAAAACAUUGUGAAAGAGUUUGUCAAAAAAAAGUGUCGUUAUCCUAUGAAAAAGUCACUGGGUAAAAAUUAGACAAUGGAUUAUUUUAACAUAAAAAUUGCUAUACCCAUCCAACCAUCCAUCGUCA
This is a messenger RNA of Micropterus salmoides (largemouth bass), 2591 nucleotides long. Its product is annotated as olfactory receptor 142-like. NCBI's taxonomy places the organism in Eukaryota, Metazoa, Chordata, Actinopteri, Centrarchiformes, Centrarchidae. The record is from RefSeq and is a predicted model, not a curated record. Gene Ontology annotation, biological process: G protein-coupled receptor signaling pathway. Gene Ontology annotation, cellular component: membrane. The coding region runs from base 1222 to 2151 and encodes 309 amino acids. Gene Ontology annotation, molecular function: olfactory receptor activity; G protein-coupled receptor activity. The transcript has a single exon.